Rotaria sordida is the source of this 1176-nucleotide messenger RNA. Lineage: Eukaryota; Metazoa; Rotifera; Eurotatoria; Philodinida; Philodinidae. The record is from the annotation of a GenBank genome assembly.
AUGUCUUUCUUCAGUCGAUUAUUUAAAUUUCGAAUAUUCAAAUUUCGUACGACUCUUUCCGAAGAACUUGAAGAUCUUCAUACAGAGUCACUCCAUUUACAGCAGAAUUUAAUUCAAACACGUCUGCUUCAACGAAAAUGGACGAAAUUAAUUGCUGUCUAUGUUAUUUUAGCAUAUUUAAUUGUGAACAUUGCUUAUUUUACUCUUUUUCUUUCGCCUGAUUAUAUUACUCGUAUUUAUGCAGUCUUGGUUUCUUUAACACUUGGAGCCAUAAUCUAUGCAGUUUAUUGGCUUAUCUGUUGGUAUUUUCGAACUGCUAUUCAAAUGAAAGAAGAUCGAUUAGCAUUGUUCAAAGAUCGAAAACAAGAAUUGAUUGAAGAAGUAAAAAAUAAGGAAACAUAUGCAGUAGCUAAAGCUCUAUUAGAAAAAUAUGGUGAAACAAUAACACCAGAAGUUCGACCAACACCAACUGAAAAUAACAAUAAAGAUUUACGUCAACGUGUAUCCGUCAAACCAACACCACCCGGUUCAGACAAACCUUCUGUUUCUACUCCACCACCUAAUAUCGGUACAUUAGAAACGUUUAAUCGACAGACACCGGUACCUAAUGCACCAGAUCGUUCAACUGCAAAUGCUAUGCCUGGUAAAUUACCACGAGCAAUUUUACCACCACAACGAACAUUCUGGGGAACAAUUCUUGAUACUAUUGUAGGCGAUGGUCCAUCGAAACGUUUAAUUUGCGACGGGCAUUUACAUGAACGAUGGAAAUUUCGAUUUCGCUAUGCAUUAAUUUGUAAAUCUUGCAAUAGUCAUAAUGGCAUGGCAUUAGAAGAAGAAUUUGAAUAUUUAUCUUUUCGUUGUGCGUAUUGUAAUUAUUUUAAUAGUGCUCGUAAACAAAAACCAGUAUUUCAUGGUAAUAUUGUUGCACAUGAUCCUCAAACAACAAUGACAAAUCAACCACAAAAUGAAUCUAUUGUUGAACGUAUGGAAUCAUCAACUUCAGAAUCAUCUAAUUCUAAUGAAGAUAAUACAGCGAAUAAUACAGGUUCGAAUGUUACACGUCGAUCAAUUCGUAUUCCAGCUUCAGAAAAUACUAAUGAAUCUCAAUCUCGUUCUACAUCAGUUGAAAAUCAACGAGAAAAAAAUUCAGCAUUAUCAUCAUCAGAAGGAAAUUAA